Messenger RNA from Aplysia californica (California sea hare), 3449 nucleotides. Its product is annotated as solute carrier organic anion transporter family member 4C1. Gene Ontology annotation, biological process: sodium-independent organic anion transport; transmembrane transport. Gene Ontology annotation, molecular function: protein binding. Lineage: Eukaryota; Metazoa; Mollusca; Gastropoda; Aplysiida; Aplysiidae. The record is from RefSeq and is a predicted model, not a curated record. Gene Ontology annotation, cellular component: membrane.
ACGCGCGCGCGCGCAUGUGGUUGUGAGUAAAAAAAAGUGCAAAAUCAAUUCCGCAGCACCUUUCUUUGGUGGUUUUUACAACUUGUUGAUUCUGCAACUUUUCUCAAAUAGCCUAGGCUGUGUUUCCUCCACACAGGAUGUUACUGAGCUGGUUUUGAUCUGUUCUUUCUCGAGAGAAAUGUGGAUACUUUCAUUUGAUACCGUUAAUCGGACCUUUUAUUGAUUUGUCGACAAAAUUGACAGAAAACAGUAAACAGCCUGCAAGCCCCCGCAGCAGAAGACGAAAAAAGAAAAUUUGCCACCUGGCAAAAUAAACACGAAAAAAAAAAAAAAGUUGCUGAUGAAUUGAUGCUAGGUAUUUGCUAGGAGUAGAGUCAACAUUGCGAGGCCGACUGAGAUUUUAGUCCAGGUCCAAGAAAUCACUAUUCUGUCCUUACCAUCGACUAGACCGAAACUGUAAAGGUGUGUGGUGCCUGGACCAAAAUGCCAACAGGAGUGUCCAAGGAGGAACUUGGUUAAGUUGACUUGUCUGGUGAUCUCGUACCGAGCUAUGACUUGCUUGCAGACUGAUGGAUGUUAGUUCCACAACAAUGGCUGUCUGAUUGGUCAGUACACUGAGCUUCAACAACCAUGGAGGAAGGGCAGAAAGUGGCUGAGAGCGCCCCGCCCAGCUUCUCGGUGACCCCUGCGGAGGAUGAGGCUGUCCAGUCAGAGAACCAGCCCGUCUCCGAGUCAGUGGACGAGGAGGACUGCGAGACGAGGUGCGGCUACUGGGGAUGGAGACCCAACUUCCUGCAGAGCGUCAACAAACCAGGCUUCCUGGUGUUUUUUGUCGCCAUGUACUCCAUGAUGCUGGGUUUUGUGGUGAAUGGAGUGAACAACGUGAACGUUUCCUCCAUCGAGCGUAGGUUUGACCUUCAGAGCGCAAACGUGGGCUUCCUGGCCAGCUCCUACGACAUCUCGGCGGCGGUGCUGGCCGUGGUCAUUGGCUACUAUGGCUCGGGCAAGCGAAAGGCGCGCAUGAUCUCUGUGGCUGUGUUUGCAUCGGCAUUGGGCUCAUUCGUCAUGACGGUGCCGCACUUUGCCACAGGCCAGUACUCCCUUGGGAUCUCGGCCGACAAAAUCUGCGUGGACGAGACGAGCAGCAACAGCAGCUGCUCGGCGACUAGGUCCAACCCGAGGCUAGGCAACUAUUUCUACGUGUUCCUCCUAGGGCAGCUGCUUCACGGCAUUGGGGGCACCACCAUGCUGACAGUCGGUAUCUCGCUCAUCGAUGACAGUGUCAUGCCCAAAAAGACGCCCCUCUACCUGGGCUUCGUCUACGGCUGCAACAUCCUGGGCUCGGGGCUGGGCUACAUUGUAGGAGGCCAGCUCCUCAACGUGUAUGUCGACUUUGACACGGUGGACCACGUGGAGCUCACGCCCAGCGACACGCGCUGGCUUGGCGCCUGGUGGCUGGCCCCAGGGAUCGCAGCCGCCCUGCAGCUGGUCGUCUCCAUACCGCUGUCUCUCUUCGGGGCCGAACUUCCGACCAGCAAAGAAGUUAGGCGCAAGCGAAUUUCCCAGGCCCACCAGGGUCAGCCGUCUGCCGCUGCUUCCACGUCGGUCCCGUUGCCCACCAAGCUGAAAGAGCUGCGAGCUGUGUGGAUCGUUUUCACGCUGCUUCGCAACCCCUGCUUUGUGUUCAUCACGCUCGGCAUGACCGUCGAAGGAAUGUUUCUCUCCGGCAUCGCUGCCUUCCUGCCCAAAUUUGUCGAGAACGAGUACGGCAUCUCGGCAUCCAGGGCUGCCAUUGUCUCAGGCCUAGCGAUCAUCCCGGCUGCAGCGGGCGGGCUCCUCCUGGGCGGCUACAUUGCCAAACGCUUCAACCUGAACAUCACCCAGGCCAUCAAGUUCAUCAUCUUGACCUCCGUGCUAGCCGCGCUGGGCAGCUCUGUCAUCUGGAUACGCUGCAAGCCGCUGGAGAUCUAUGGAGUCAGCAGGCCCUACCAUGGCAGAGACAAAGGCCAGCUGCCAAUCUCGCUGGGAGCGCCGUGUAACAACAUGUGUAGCUGUGACACGGACCUGUUUGAGCCCGUGUGUAACAACGAGACUGGCGUGUACUUCUCUCCGUGCUAUGCAGGGUGCACAGAACAGACGGGCCCUAAUGUGUUCUCCCACUGCGCCUGUGUGUCGGCCAUCUCUCGUCCGGGCAACCAGAGCAGCGUGAGCCAGCAGCUGUCCUCGGAGAACUGCCGGCAGCCUUGCAACAUGCUCUACCUGUUCAUCUCGCUCCUCUUCUUCUCCAUGUGCCUCUCCUUCAUGCCCAUCGCCCCCGGGGACUCCAUACAGCUCAGGUUCAUUUGUGGGUCCCAUCCUGGUGGGUAAGUUGCUUGACCUGAACUGCGACACGUGGCGAGAGCGAUGUGGUCAGCGUCUCUCCUGCUGGCUCUAUGAUCACGACACUCUGGUCAUCUGCAUCUACCUCUUCAUCGUCACCUGCAAGGGACUCUCCAUACUCUUUUGCUGCCUGGCCCUCAAGUUCUACCAGCCACCCAAACCUCCCGUGGUAGAGCAGGUGGCCUCGCCCCAGCAGGAAAUGGGCAACGUGGCAGGCCACUGCAUGCCCUAUGGAGACGGCCACUCUGCCGCGGGUGACGACGAGGAGCCAGAUUUUUCCGUGGAGGACGACGGCUCAUCUCGUACUCUGGUCCGAUUUGCCCCCUAAUGACAGGUGUGAUCACAUAAUAAUUCUGCAGUCCUGAGGAACCAGUUUUUUUCUGACAUCUUUGGGAUGUGACGGACGAGUGUUUCUGUGUCAGUGACUCAUCGCAUUUAGUAUCGUCAAAUCGUUUUGUGCGGUAUCUUUUUUUGUUGUUGUCUUGUUACAUGCGGAUAGAUAUAUCCUCCAGAAGGAGCAUAAACAUGUCAUAGUUUGGUCAUGGCUAGCUUGACAAAAGAUGUUGUCGACUGGUGCGGAGAAGCAGAAUCGAUGAGGAAAGGCUAGUGGUUCAUUGGAGUUUUUUGUUGUUGUUGCUUUUUUAGCACUGUGGUUCAGCGUGCAUCAUGGAUGGACUGUUUUCCCAAGGAUUUGUAGAACUGAAGAAGCAGUCUGUGUGCAAUAGGAAUGGGGAUUUGGCUCUUGUUUUCCGUUGUUUUUAAUGCACAUUUAUUGAUCACGACUGCCCCCCCCCCCCCUCCCAACACCAUCAUGAUCUGGCUGGCUCUGGCUCUCCUGCCUGGAACAUUUACUGAAGCUAUUUCAGGUUUGCAGCGGCCGGCUCUUUAAAAACAAGGACCUGUUGAUUGAUUUGGGUUGUUUUUUGUUGUUGUUUUUUUGGGGGGGUUUGGCGUGUGUGAUUGGUUACAGUUUCUUCCCCCACGUUUGGGCAAUUUUCUACAGCACAAGUCACAAGUCUGUGAACAGUGCUGUCUGCGACAAGCGGAUAUGAGGGACUCCAGAUUGACGA